Molecule: messenger RNA, 2151 nt
Organism: Dermacentor andersoni
Lineage: Eukaryota; Metazoa; Arthropoda; Arachnida; Ixodida; Ixodidae
Cellular component (GO): chitin-based extracellular matrix
Molecular function (GO): structural constituent of chitin-based larval cuticle
Source: RefSeq, a predicted model, not a curated record
GACUAGCAAGACUUGCACCUCGACGGUUCCUCACUCAUUUCGGGCGUCAUGCAGCUGUCCCAGCGUUACGCGUCUCUCAGGAGUACCUCUUGCGUCGUCUUCAGACGUGGAAUGUUUAUGCUCAUAGCGCAGACGCUGGUUACAUCCAUGGGGGUCUUCGCUCAAGACGACAACAACUACCUUCAGCCGGAAUACCAGCAGUCUGGUUACGACGGUGCGGAAUACGGCGAGCCCUCUCAGCCUGUUUACCCUCCAACGCCAUACAAUUUCGGCUACGACACCGAGGACGAAUACGGCAACAAACAGUUUCACAAGGAGGAAGGCGACUCCAACAACAUCAAGACCGGAUCGUACGGCUACACGGACGCUAACGGGCUGUACCGACGCGUCAACUACGUGGCCGACGCCACGGGAUUCCACGUCACCAUUACCACCAAUGAGCCCGGCACGGCCCCCGGACGCAGCGCGAAUGCAAUCUACAACGCUCACCCCGUGGUGGUGCCACCAGUUGUAGGCCGGGCUUCAGCCUCGGGUCACGUGCUGUCGUACCUCGUCGCGCCGUCCUACCUCGUCAAGCCAGCCCCGUAUGAAUCCUUGGCCCUCGGUCACCUAGGAUACCCUGCUCAUAUUAACGGCGAGUACGGGCGCAGGAAGCGGAGCGUCGUUUAUCGGCAGUGAGAGAUGAAGAGAAGCUAACGACUUUAAGGAACGCGUGACCUUCAAUCUGAGAAGCAGCUCAAUGAACAAAAACGACCAUACGUCCAUAAUGAAAUGCUUGGUGCGCGAAGACUGUUGAGAACCGAGUAGGGUAGCCGUGUGUGUUGCCGUUUGUUUAUUCAUAAGCAAAUACAGAUGUAUCCAAGCCCUGUAGAAUGUUUUCAAGAAAGCAGCCAUGCGGUACUGUGGUCGCUUGGAUAAUGGUUCCGAGUUGUAGUUGUACAAGUACGUCACAGUACGUCGCAGUCGUAUUAGCUGUGCAAGAUGAAAAAAAAAAAAGACGCAUAUCGUAGUUCGGUCGAGUGUUCAUGACUGCAGGAGCCCUCACAGCGUGUCUUUGAGCGUUGCUGGCGUUGGAUGGAAACCGGCACAUUCUCAAGUCUUUAGGAAGUUUAGAAUGAUAUUGGUGUGGCAUUUCGCAGGCCACAUGAAGCAACAUGCCUAGGUGCCCAGCAUGUCGGCAUGAAAAGCUGUGUCAGGGUAGGGGAUAAUCACGCCCAUGGCAAGUAGGGUAUGCUGCAAUAUACUGACUGCUCUUCUUUAAUAAACCACAGCUACCGAAAAAACAUGGUCGUACGCUGUACAAUCAGUGCCAUCUAAUAUAAAUGUUUCCAAUCAUUCAUUUCAACAGGCACGAUGUAUAAUUCAGAGAAGUUCAGUACAUCAAUAUGCUGACUUGUUAAGGUGAACGCAAUAAAACUGUCACUAUUUUGGUUUUUACUGCAACAGCUUAGCCGCCUCAAGCACCAAAGAGUAUUCAAUAGUGGUGAAAACCCCUAAAAAAAAUUAGACACUACUUUAGCUGCGCAUUAUAUGUGGUCUGAAUUAUCUCAUCAAAAUUAAUACUUCCGAUCUCACGUUUUUUUUACGCUCUAAGGCAAGACCACAGCGAAAUUGUCAACAACUUCACUCUUGUCUGGAUCCCGUUUGUUAAGAAAAACUGGCAGCUUCUUGGGGCACUAUUUUUGCUCAAGUGCACACCGGUAAACGCGCAAAGAUAGAACGGCGUUGGUGCAUGGCAUCGUUCAUUAUGUUUGUUCGAAGAACAUCUCUUUUAGCCCUAUAUAAUAACAUAUACGCUGUCGCAUUAUGCUUUAGUACAGGUCAUUGUUGCUAAUAUAGUUCCUCUCUGUACAUAAAAAUAAAUGGUCAGUACUAGUACUAAUUUGGGCACAUGAAGAUUAUUUAGACGCUGAGUAAUAAUCUCCCAAAUGUACAUGUAUCAUAGCAUGUAAAAUAGCAAAGUUGUCACCCCCUACUCACAACGCAUGACAGAAACUGAAUUCGCCACUGUGACUUCUGUUAGGCAAUGCCUGUACUGCAAUAAAGAAGCACGGCAUCGCGAGCUUUAUUCACCAAAGAAAAAAAAACUGAUUCUGGCUGUACCUAAGUUUUCAUAUUUUUUGAAAUAAAUAUUGCUGAUAUAUUUGAAAA